Molecule: messenger RNA, 372 nt
Organism: Ogataea philodendri
Lineage: Eukaryota; Fungi; Ascomycota; Pichiomycetes; Pichiales; Pichiaceae
Exons: 1
Coding region: 1-372 (123 amino acids)
Source: RefSeq, a predicted model, not a curated record
AUGGCGGAGAUCCAGUGCGGCCAGGUCCUGGAGUAUGAGCGGAUCGAGCUUGAGUCUCAUCUUGAGUGCAACCAGGUCCAGGUAUGUCGUUUUCAGUUGAUUGUCCACGUUCUGGAAACAGUACACUGUGCUCUGCCGGACAAUAUUUGCUGGAACUUUCGCGAUGUCGUUCGUGGUGAAGAUCACCGGCCGGUACGAGUACGUGAGGAGUUCCAUCGCGGCCGUCCAGAACUCCUUGUCGUCCUCGGGAUCGAUCAGAUCUACGUCGUCAAACAGAAUAAGGCCGUGGUCCUGGCUAUGUUUCACGUCUUUGGUGGUUCCUAUCUGUUUCAAGUGGAAGCUGAUGUUUCUGCGUGCUCUGUUCUGGCCUGA